Molecule: messenger RNA, 2693 nt
Organism: Liolophura sinensis
Lineage: Eukaryota; Metazoa; Mollusca; Polyplacophora; Chitonida; Chitonidae
Product: cilia- and flagella-associated protein 91-like
Source: RefSeq, a predicted model, not a curated record
GGCGACGUUGCUUAGUAGGCUGGGAGCUUCAUUCGCGUAAAGUUAGGAGAAAUAUGUAAGAAAUCAAGACUGCCUGUGAAGUUUUCAUCCAAAUAACUAAACAUGGCCACUCAGACACAGACUCUGACAAGGAAACCAGUCACACACGCGGGCAGAACGCAUGAUUAUUUGUAUGAUCCUCAUUAUGUGUUAUCCAGUGAGCGGGAUCAUGCCAGGGCUACGUUUAAAGCUCACACCAGUACAGACAGGAUUAAAAGGGUUCCUGUCUUCAAGACAAUGUUCAGUGAGCUGCGCCACCACCCAAGAGCCCAGGCACGUCUUGAAGUUACAGACCCAGUCCCAAAGUUCAUCUCCCGUCAGUGGAGGGGUUACAAUGACCAGGCCCGGGAGGCUUUGGUCAGAUACACAACCUUUAACUAUGACCCCUCUGUCCAGGUCCCAGAGAAAAGUUUCCCACCAGCCUAUGUCAAUGGAAAAAACAGAUUCAAAUACUUCAAGCGCCCAAUCAUUCCAUUUUUACAACAAGUUCCUCCCGAAGUUCUUUUAGCCACAUCCAGACAUGACCCAUUGGCAGGAAUGGAAUCCACACGUGAGAGAGUUUCCAGCCCUCUGCACAAAACUGUGGAGACUCAGACAGAUUACCGUGACUCAGAGGCUCAAACUGACCCCUACACACCAGAGUACGUCGUCAAGCCUGGAGAGCAGCCAGAGCUCCUCACACUCGCUACCCUCUCUUAUGGCCGAGGAUUACCAGCAGGGUUAGCUGAAGUGGAGAUGAUAGAGCGUGCACGAGCUAAACGAGCUUGGGAGGCAACAUUACCUCCCCUGAAUGACAUGUCCCAGCUGGAAAAGCGGCGUCACAUGAUGGACGAGAUGGAGAGGAAGGAAUGGAGGUUGAGGGAACAAGAAAUUGAGAAACUGCAAGAAGCCAGGUUAGAAGUCCUGAAGCAACUAUUGAAGAAGAGAGAAGAUAAUCACGAGGAAAUGAACAUCAAACGUCUGGAUAAACUUUGGAGAAAGAAACAAAAAAGGAAAGAAGCACAAGUCAUGAAGAUUAGAAAUGAACACAUCAAAACAAUCAGAAAGCUUACAGCCAAACGAGGUAAAGUUGAGGGGACUUUGAAGCGCAUUGAUGUGUUACAGAAGUUCUCAGACUAUGCCUCUGAUGCCUAUGCUCCUAUGACACGUAUUGGAGUUUUCCCUGACAGAGCCUCAGAGCAGUACGUGGUGAAAAGUCGUCAUCUGAAUACAUACCAAGGAUUGCUGGAAUUGGAGGCAUCUUUACCUGACUUUGUCACUCAGCCUCGCAUCAAGGCCCCUAAGAUGAGCUGUGUGACCAAGGCUGGCUUUGUGAAGAGACACCACAGACAGGAAAGGGAGCUGGAAAUCAUGCACCAGGCUAUCAAGGAUGCGAUGAGAAAGGAGGAGAUCCCAGCCAAACCUCUUAGGUUCCUAGAGAAGAUAGAGAAGCCCAUUCCCCGACCCCCCACUCCAUCUGUCCAGGUCCCAGAGGAGGAUGAAGAGGAAAGGGAGCUGGCUGCUAUUUUCCUCCAGCAGGUGAUCAGGGGCCGAGCCAUUCAGAACAUGAUGUUUGAAGGAAAGGAGAAGCGUAUUGAGCUGAUUCGUGAACUGCGCAGCACUCACGCCCUGCAGGCAAAUGAACAGGAAAUUAAGAAACAGGAGAAACAGACAACACUGGCACUUCAGCGACAACGUCGACUUCAUGAACACCAGGAGUCGCUUGUUGAUGAGGCACUGAGUCACGAGGAGGGCAGCAGCCUGGGUGACACCCUGGACUUCCUCAGCAAGGAGCUGAUCCGACUUCAGGAAGAGAGAAGGAUCCACGCCUUCUCCAUGCUGGCAGAGAGACAGCGGCGCAUCCGGGAAGCCGUGGAGAGUGGCCGCAGACAGGUGGAGGAGAGGCGGCGCAGGGAGGAUGAUGAAAUAUUUAAACAGAUGGUGAAGAUGCACCAGAAUAGUGUGGACACCUAUCUGGAGGACAUCAUCCUGAACUCUGUGGAUGACACUGCUGACAAGCAAGCACGUGAGGAGAUACAACAGAUGGCAGAGAAGAUUAAUGAUGUGGCUUAUGAAAUAGAAGAAAAGCGCACAGCCCUGGAGUCUGAAGAGAUCGUUGCUGAGCUGGUACACUGCUUUCAUCCAGAGGUACAGAAAUCCACUGUAAGAGAUAAAGUGCGAAGAGGUCAGAGGAAAUACCUAUUGGCAGCCCACAAAGAAAUCCAUAAAAAGGAGGAAGGUAUUAUCAAUAUCCCUAAAGCUGCCUCCACAGCCAGAGUGAAUAUAGAGGAUGAGUUUGGAUCCUCCAGUGAGGAGCUGACCAAGUUAGAGUGAUAGCAAACAUGAACCAUGGCAUUGCUAACAAGACAUGUUUAAAGACAUUUGUUCAAUGAACUUUUUGCACUUUUUAUUUACUGUAUAAAAAAUUCUCUUUUGACUUGUCAAUUGUGGUAUGUUAGUCACUCUGUAGUGCCUCACCAUCCAACUGUGAUAUAUCUAUUGCUGUAAAUAUACAUGAAUGUUACACGUGACAAAUAACUGAAAGCACUAAGAAAGAAAAUCUUGGAACAGCAGUUUCUUUUUAAUAUUGUAUUUAAUAUAAUAGUAUUAUACAAAGAUAAGACAAGAGUGUAAAAUAUGGACAAGAUUAAAGAAAAAAUAUUUCAUCAAACCCA